AGCCUAAUCCUCCGGGACCGAGGCUGCGGGGCUCUUGCCUACACACCAGCUUUAUGGUACAUGGAUCAUAACCACAUGGAAAGAACAAAAAAAAAAAAAAGAGAGUUUCAAUUUUGAUGGAUGAUCUUAGACUUGUUGCUUGUCAUAACAAUUUUGAAUUUUGAUUCAAAGUACUGUAUUUCGUGCUGCAAGGGAAAUGCCAAAGAGCUGUUAAGUCAGUCAGGGAGUAAUUGCCCGGUAAGAGCAGAGGAGAAAGAUAUGUUAUGAUAUGAUAUGAUAUGAUUUGCCUUUUGUUGAUUCUUCAAUGUUCAUAUUCUCUCUGUAUCCUCUAACAUAGGCAGAGCUCGGUGGGUGUUCUUUCUUCUCAGCUACCCUUGAAAAUGCUACCUUUUGAAAUCUCACCACUAUUGCCUUUGUUAGAAUCUUGUAAAACCAUCAAACAAGCAUUUCAAGUUCAUGCUCAAAUAAUCCUCAAUGGAUUCCAACACCAUGUCUUCCCCAUUAGCAGACUCAUCUCUUUCUUUGCCUUGCUGGGUUCCGAAGAGGGUCUUAACUACUCUCAGAUUCUCUUCUGCCAAAUUGAACACCCAAAUCGGUUCAUAUACAACACCAUGAUAAGGGGGUUUUCCCAUAGUAAAUUCCCUGAAAAAGCACUUGUCUUCUACUCAUCCAUGCUCCACCAAGUAAACCAAUCUCCGAACAACUUCACUUUCCCAUUCUUACUCAAUUCCUGUGCAAGACUAUCUACCCUUAAACCAGGAGUUCAAGUUCACAGUCAUAUCAUAAAAUUUGGGUUUGACUUGGAUCUUUAUGUUGGGAAUGCUUUGAUGCAUUUCUAUUCGGUUUUCAAACAUUUAAAUGAUGCCCAGAUUGUAUUUGAAGGAAGUCUUGUUAGAGACCUUGUUUCUUAUAAUACCAUGAUAAAUGGGUAUGGUUUAGUGGGCCGACCAGGGCCUGCUCUGCGUCUAUUUAGAAAAAUGCAAGUGUCUGGCGUUGUGCCUGAUGAGUUCACUUUUGUUGCUUUGUUGUCUGCAUUUUCAUCAUUGGAUGAUUGUAGGAUUGGGAAACAGAUUCAUGGUUUUGUUUACAGGAACCUCUCUUGUGUUGACUCUAACGGAUUGCUUAAGACUGCUAUUCUUGAUAUGUAUGCAAAGUCUGGGUUGAUGGAUUUGGCUGAGAGGGUGUUUAGCUCAAUGGCAAGUAAUAAAAGCACUGCAGCUUGGAGUUCCAUGAUAUCGGGAUAUGCUCGACGUGGAGAAACUGCGGCUGCUAGAAGGAUGUUUGAUCAGAUGGACCGACGGGAUUUGAUUUGUUGGACGGUUAUGAUUAGUGGUUAUUCUCAGUCAGGACAAUAUAGUGAAGCAUUGGAACUUUUUGCACAGAUGGAAGAUUUGGGAAUAAGACCAGAUGAAUGUACUAUGGCUGCUGUUCUUUCAGCCUGUGCCGGACUCGGAGCUCUUAGUUUAGGUGAGAGGCUUCAUAGUAGGUACAUAGGGGGUGAGUUAUGCAGCCAAAAUAUUAUUCUUUCGACUGCAUUAAUCGAUAUGUAUUCAAAAAGUGGAAAGAUAAAUUCUUCUCUAAAUAUGUUUCACGGGAUCCCGAAGGGUUUAAGGACUGUUUCACUUUUCAAUUCCAUGAUCUCUGGUCUAGCUCAGCAUGGUCUUGGUGAGUCUGCUUUAGCUGUUUUUAGGGAAAUGGAAUCAUUAGGGCUGAGACCAGAUAGUGUUAGCUUUGUGGCAGUUUUAUCCGCUUGCAGCCACAGUGGGCUAAUUGAAGAGGGCAAAGAAUUAUUUAGAUCAAUGUUGGAUGUCUAUGGUAUUAGACCACAUAAGGAACAUUAUGGUUGCAUGGUUGACCUCCUUGGCAGAGAUGGUUGCUUGGAUGAAGCUUAUGAUUUAAUUCGAAGUAUGCCAUUUGAGGCCAAUUCAGUAAUAUGGAGAGCUUUAUUGGGUUCUUGUAAACUCCAUGGAAAUGUUAAGAUUGGUGAAGUUGCUGCCCAAAAACUUAUCGAACUGGAGCCUGAUCAUGGAGCUCAUUACAUUUUGUUGUCCAACAUGCUUGCCAAUACGAACAAAUGGGAACAAGCUGUGAGAGUUCGGAAGUUGAUGGAAGAUAAGGGCAUCCAGAAGCCACCUGGGUGGAGCUAUACUGAGUUUCAGGGGACCAUUCAUUGGUUUUUGGCUAGUGACAAGUCUCACUUGCAAGACAAGAGGAUUGAAUCCAUGCUCCAGGAUAUGGCAAUGCAGCUUAAAUCUGCCGGGUAUGUUCCCAAUACCGUACAAGUAGUGUUUGAUAUUGAUGAAGAAGAGAAGGAAACUGUUGUCUCAUAUCACAGUGAGAAAUUGGCAUUGGCAUUUGGGCUAGUCAACUCCAGUACCGGAGAAACCAUAAGAAUAAUGAAGAACCUUCGUGUUUGCGGAGAUUGUCACUCAGCCUUUAAGCUUCUAUCUAAAAUUUACUGUCGAGAAAUCAUAGUUAGGGAUGCCAGCAGGUUCCACCAUUUUAAGAAUGGAUGUUGCUCUUGUAAGGACUUUUGGUGACCUAUCUAUUAUCGAUAACCGUAUGAAUGGAAGUGUUAACUAUAGGCCGCAGAACUGCAGAAGCUGAUGGUGUCUCUCACAUGAGGUAAUCUGAUUGUUUGAGGUGGCAUAUUCCACUUGUUAUGUGACGGCUGAAUCAUUAUACAGCUCCGUCUGCUUUGCUUUCAAGAUGAAAAUGGUAGUUUGACACAGCAAGCCUUGAUCCGAGGAUUGAGAUAUUAGACUGCGAUGGCUAUCCGUCAAACUUUGCAUCUUGCAGCUACCAUUGAAACUUAUUCAACAUACCUUGUUCGAUUCAGCAGUUUCGAUCAAGAACUGAACAUGGUUUCAUUUUCAACUAAUCUUUGUGGUGAGAUUGGACUGCCAUUUUCAGGUUUCAUUUGCUGCCUUGUUCUAACCUCAUAUGCAACAUGGUUGCUCAUUGUAUUGAGGAAUUAAGAUCUUCCAAACUGUAGUUCUAGAGAAUGAAGGGAAAACUGUUGCCAUGAGUCAGCAUUUUAUUCUAAGAAAACUAAUAAAUCUUUCUCGGAUUGUUUGCA
Molecule: messenger RNA, 3079 nt
Organism: Gossypium raimondii (Peruvian cotton)
Lineage: Eukaryota; Viridiplantae; Streptophyta; Magnoliopsida; Malvales; Malvaceae
Product: pentatricopeptide repeat-containing protein At3g62890
Exons: 1
Coding region: 381-2540 (719 amino acids)
Biological process (GO): RNA modification
Molecular function (GO): RNA binding; zinc ion binding; protein binding
Source: RefSeq, a predicted model, not a curated record